Molecule: messenger RNA, 2301 nt
Organism: Sceloporus undulatus (fence lizard)
Lineage: Eukaryota; Metazoa; Chordata; Lepidosauria; Squamata; Phrynosomatidae
Product: cytochrome P450 4B1-like
Exons: 17
Coding region: 608-2152 (514 amino acids)
Molecular function (GO): monooxygenase activity; heme binding; oxidoreductase activity, acting on paired donors, with incorporation or reduction of molecular oxygen
Source: RefSeq, a predicted model, not a curated record
UUUUCAUGCCUUUUUAUCUCAUUGCCACCUUUCAUAGGGAAAGGUUUACUUCUUCUGGCAGCGACAUCGGAAUCUACUCACCCCAGGAUUUCAUUAUGAGAUUCUGAAAUCUUAUUUGGCUCCAGUGGUUGAGUUUGUCAAAGUGAUGCUGACUAAAUGGAAGACGUUGGUCUCAAAAGACAGAGAAGUAUCAGUGGAGAUAUAUGACCAUUUCAACUUGAUGACCCUUGACAGCCUUCAGUUUUCAGAGCAACUGACAGAUGGAUCUGGACAAUUCCUAUGUUAAAAUUUUCCUCCUCUCUUUUCUGAUCAACGAGAGAACACUUGUACUUCUGUACCAAAAUGAUUUCAUUUACUGGCUUAGCUCUUAAGGACGUCGGUUUCACAAAGCCUGCAGAUUAGCCCACCUCCACACAGGAUUUUGGGCCAUCCAGUACAGCAGCCAAGAAAUCCCACUCACUGGCUGUAGUAUCAUGACCUGCAAACACGAAUGUGGCCACUUCGGCACGUAGGUUCUUCAUGAGGUUGAAUCAGAAUCCAGAAUGGAGUCACCACCUUGGAAUGAUGUACAUACUCAAGGAACAAGCAAGCACAAAGGGAACAGGCAAUGAAGAAUCUAAUGAACGCCUUGUGCUUUUGGCUACUUGGGAAUCUGUCUCGGCUUUUCCAACUGAUUGGUGCUUUGGUCUUGACCUGUGUGACUCUGAAAGCCAUCCAACUAUUUCAGACAAGACAGAAACUACUCAAGGCCUUCAGGAAUUUCCCAGGACCUCCCUCUCAUUGGCUGUAUGGCCAUGUUCUCAUGAUGAAAUCUGGGGAUGAACUGAGAAAUCUUGUAAAAUGGACUGAAGAAUAUCCACAUUGUUUCCCUCUGUGGUAUGGAGGUUUCUUAGGUGCCUUGGCCAUCAACCACCCUGAAUAUGCUAAAACUGUAUACAGCAGAGGUGAUCCCAAAUGUCCAGCCUUCUAUAACUUCAUUGUUCCAUGGAUUGGAAUGGGACUGCUGACCCUAAAUGGACCAAAGUGGCAGCAACACCGGAAGCUGCUCACUCCAGGAUUCCAUUAUGAGAUUCUGAAAUCUUAUGUGACUCCAAUGGUGGAGUCAGUCAAAGUGAUGCUGGAAAAAUGGGAGAAGUUGUUAUUGGAAGACCCAGAAGUAUCAGUGGAGAUGCAUGAACAUGUCAGCUUGGUGACCCUUGACAGUAUCAUGAAGUGUGCCUUCAGUUGCCAAAGCAACUGCCAAAUGGAUAGGGAGAAUUCCUAUGUUAAAACUAUCAGUGACCUCACCUUUCUGGUUUAUCAAAGAGCGAAGACACCUCCAUACCACAGUAACCUCAUUUACUGGUUCUCUUCUCAAGGCCGCCAAUUCCGCAAGGCCUGUAGAUUAGCUCACCUCCACACAGAUCAAGUAAUUAGAGAGAGAGUAAAGGUCCUCAAGAAUGAGCAAAAGCUUGAGAGGUUUCUGAAGAAAAGGCGCUUGGAUUUUCUAGAUAUUCUUCUUUGUGCAAAGGAUGAAAAUGGAAAUCCAUUAGCUCAUGAAGAUCUACGUGCUGAGGUGGACACUUUCAUGUUUGCAGGCCAUGAUACUACAGCCAGUGGGAUUUCUUGGCUGUUUUACUGCAUGGCCCAAAAUCCUGAACACCAGCAGAGAUGCAGAGAAGAAAUAAAGGAAGUCCUGGGGGACCAAGAAACAAUUCAAUGGGAAGACUUGGGGAAGAUGACAUACACCACUAUGUGCAUUAAAGAGAGCCUUCGACUUUACCCUCCAGUACCCCUGAUAGCUCGUGUAUUGAAUUCACCUCUGAUUUUUGAUGAUGGACGAGCCCUGCCAAAAGGUUUCUUAGUUGGACUAAGUCUAUUUGGACUCCACAGAAACCCUGAAGUGUGGAACAGUCCAGAGGUGUUUGAUCCCAUGAGAUUUUCCCCAGACAAUUCAUGUUUACGCCAUCCCUAUUCUUACCUACCUUUUGCUGCUGGGCCAAGGAACUGCAUUGGACAACAGUUUGCUAUCACAGAAAUGAAAGUGGCUCUUGCAUUGACUUUGCUGCACUUUGAGCUGAAACCAGAUCCAGCAAACCCUCCAGUUCCUGUUGCUCACAUUGUCACACGCUCUGAGAAUGGAAUACAUUUGAAGCUGAAGAAACUCCUUUGACACAUGUAAUCCUGGUCUGUGAGAUGCCUAGCCACAAAGCUGGCCACUUUCCUAACUAGGACUAAAAUGUGAUACAAGACUCCAAUCUAAAGUUGUCUAUGGGCCGGUACAUACCGUCCCUUAGCGACGCCCUCAACACGUGCUAGGGU